UCACUAGGUGGCAGUAGUAACGGCUUUGAUGUCACUGCGCAUGCCCGAAUAAAAUUACUCAACAAACAUGGCGGCACCAUACUUGACAUUAGUCAGGACGGUACUAAAAGGUGUUCCCGGUCAGUGGCUCCUCACUCAGAGCUGCCAGACCCCGGCACUGUGUCAGUGUUUGCGGCUGCAGGCUGCUCGGUAUCGGCCGCUGCAUGUCUCCUCGGCUGCCUCCUUGUGCAGCUCCAGGACAGAGACACAGAAGAGUACACACACAGACAACACAGCAGGCACACACAAGACAGCAAACACACACACCGGUGACAGGAGAGCCGGGGAGGAGCAGGAGGAGGAGGAGGAUGAGGAUGGUCCGGAGUACAUCCCCAAGAAAAAGGCGAAGAAUCCCAUGAUGAAGAUUGGCUAUGCCUGGAUGAUAGGCCUCCCCACGGGUAUCAUCACCUUCCUCCUGGCCAAAAGGGAAGUGGACAAGAACCGACUGAAGCAGCUGAAGGUUCGACAGAGGAUGCGAAGGUCAAACGAGGGAGACUACGAAGGGAGCCGCUACCGCCAUCAAACAGAGGGUGCUAAACUGGACCAGUGAUGUGCAUGUGCGGCAGCUACCGUAUGAUUUUCACCACAUCCGGAAUGUCACUACUGAGACAGUGACUCCUGCACUAAAGACUGAUUAUAGAAGAGGUGUCAAGUUUAUGAGCUCGUGUUAAGAACAUCCAGUACUGUUUAACUCUUUCUUCUUUAAGCUGAUGUUGGCAAUCUGGGAAGGAACGUGAGGCUUUAUUCAUGAAAUCGGUUCUUUGCAGAUUUUGACUAAUUUUUUUUCCUAAUGAUGAGAGAAUGAUGUAAUAUUUAUUAGCCAUGAUGCCUAUGUUCUAUAAAUAUAAUGGAGAAAAUGUGAAAUAUCA
Messenger RNA from Thunnus maccoyii (southern bluefin tuna), 908 nucleotides. Its product is annotated as DUF4748 domain-containing protein. The record is from RefSeq and is a predicted model, not a curated record. The coding region runs from base 68 to 589 and encodes 173 amino acids. The transcript is spliced from 3 exons. Lineage: Eukaryota; Metazoa; Chordata; Actinopteri; Scombriformes; Scombridae.